AUGGCAAAGCCCCGCCUCAUCAUCCUCAUCAGACAUGGCCAGUCUGAGGGCAACAAAAACCGUGAUAUACACCAAACCAUUCCCGACCAUCGCGUAAAACUCACCAAAGAUGGUUGGGACCAAGCCUACGAUGCCGGCCGGCGGCUGCGCAACAUGCUCCGGGCCGACGACACCCUGCACUUCUUCACCUCUCCCUAUCGUCGGACCCGCGAGACCACCGAGGGCAUACUCGCCACCCUGACCUCGGACGAGGACGAGCCCUCACCAUUCAAGCGGAACAAUAUCAAGGUGUACGAAGAGCCUAGGCUGCGCGAGCAGGAUUUUGGAAACUUCCAGCCCUGCUCUGCCGAGAUGGAGCGCAUGUGGCAGGAGCGCGCGGACUAUGGACAUUUCUUCUACAGGAUCCCAAACGGCGAGAGCGCAGCGGAUGCCUAUGACCGCAUCAGUGGCUUCAACGAGAGCCUGUGGAGGCAGUUUGGGGAGGAUGACUUUGCCAGCGUCUGUGUCCUGGUCACUCACGGCCUUAUGUCUCGUGUCUUCCUUAUGAAGUGGUACCACUUCAGCGUCGAGUACUUCGAGGACCUCCGAAACAUCAACCACUGUGAAUUCCUCAUCAUGAACAAGCAAGAGAGCGGCAAGUACAUGCUGGAGACCAAGCUACGGACAUGGUCAGAAUUGCGACGGGAACGGGCUCUCAAGAAGGAGAAGGAGAAGGAGAAGAACGGCACGCCCACGGGCAAGGACACUGCCAAGCUCGACAAGGCUCUCGCCGCGACGCAAUCCCCCGUGGCCGCACCACGUCGCUGGGGAGGCUGCCCAAACGGCUGCAAUCACGACAAGUCCUUCCGGAUCCGCUCUGCUCUUGCUGACCUCGUCAAGCGUGACGCCACCUCGGCCCACCCGAACCUGCCUGCUGCGUCCUCGUCCCCCGUGUCGGCGAAACCUCUCAGCGCCAUCAGCAUCUCGUCCUCGCUCACUACCCACGGCAUCGCCACACCGCCCACUACAAAUGGGACGUCAACGCCUUCCUCCAACCUCGGCAUGCGCCGGCACCAAGCACGGCGGUUCCAGUCCGAGGACGAGGAUGACGACCUGUGCUGCUCUGACGCCGAGGAGGAGGCGAGCAAGGCGCGUACCCCGCAUAUCGACGUAGCCAAGGCCCGUGAGGAACUCGUCUCUAGCCCUGACGGCACGCCUAGCUUUAUUAGUGUGGAUGACCGCCUGCGGGGGAUGGACAUCAAAUGCCUGCCCGUGCACCGGCUUCACGCACGUGGUCGUGAUUUCGGCGGGUCAUACUCUGGGCAGAACUCGCGUGCCAAUAGCGAUGUGGAUUCCUCGGAGGACGAGCGCGCGCGGCUCGCCCGGCGGCGUCAGCUGUCGUCGUCUGGAAAAACGGAGACAAUGGCGGCAGCGGUAGCAGUGGCAGGUCUCAGGAUCGUCACGGGCGAGGUCCAAAAUCUUCACCUAAACCUCGGUGGGGAUGAGCCGACCAGCGGCGUUUCCAAGCGUGACCAGAGCGGCAUGGGCCGGAACACGAUGGCUAACAGGCUAGGAGACUCGCCUACGAGCAGCAACGACGAGCAUGAACACGCCGAUGACGAGCGGGAGAGAUGCGGCGCGCAGGACGAUGCGGACGAUCUCUCUGAUAUCGACAAGGCGGAGAAGGAGGAUCGGAGUAUUAAGGGCAGCGUAUACUGA
Messenger RNA from Cryphonectria parasitica EP155, 1698 nucleotides. RefSeq names its product phosphoglycerate mutase-like protein. Gene Ontology annotation, molecular function: phosphatase activity. The record is from RefSeq and is a predicted model, not a curated record. Lineage: Eukaryota; Fungi; Ascomycota; Sordariomycetes; Diaporthales; Cryphonectriaceae. The coding region runs from base 1 to 1698 and encodes 565 amino acids. The transcript is spliced from 3 exons.